Molecule: messenger RNA, 11537 nt
Organism: Varanus komodoensis (Komodo dragon)
Lineage: Eukaryota; Metazoa; Chordata; Lepidosauria; Squamata; Varanidae
Gene: TNRC18
Product: trinucleotide repeat containing 18
Exons: 28
Coding region: 16-8892 (2958 amino acids)
Molecular function (GO): chromatin binding
Source: RefSeq, a predicted model, not a curated record
ACCCGCGCGCGGAGGAUGGAUGGAAGAGACCUCGGCCCCCCCCGGUCUGUCCAGGUGCCCCCGCCGCUGCUCUCCGGGCUGGCCAUGGACGGGCACCACCGCGUCGCCGCCGCCGGAGCCGCCGCGGCCCGCCUCGCACCGCUGGCGGCCGGGCUUCCGCCGGCGCCGCUCCCCCCGGGGAAAUACCUCGCCUCCGGCAUCAGCCUCCAUUCCCACCCGGGUUUCUCCCACCUGCCGAAUGGCCUGUAUCCGUCGUACAUUCCCUUGAGCCACCUGGAGCCCCAUAACAGUGGGAGCCCCCUGCUCGCGCAGCUGGGCCAGCAUAGCCUCUUCGACUCGCCAAAAGAUGGAUUUUACCUUGCCGGCCACGCAGGGCAGGCGGCCUUGCACCCACAGGGCCCCCCUUCGAGGAUGGCCGCCAACCACCCCUCCGGUGCCCUGCUCCGGGAGAAGGAGCUGGGCCCCCUGCACAGGAGCUCAAAGGACGGUGCGAAAGACCCCUCCAGCAAGGAGCGGGUGUGCCAGGGUGACCUCCCCUCGCCCGCGGCCAGGAAGGAGGGCAAGCUGCGAGAGGAGGCCCGGCCUCAGAGCGUGGUGGACCUCACCCAGGACACUAAACCCGACAGCGACAGGAAAGUGAGUGGCCCCGAGAAGGCCGUCAAGGUCGGGGAGCGUUUGUCCCCGUUCCUCGCUGAACACAUGCCAAAUCGGGGCAUCUCUAGCGGCGAACCAAAGUCCAAGAACCCACUGCAGACCUCUCUGCUCAGCAACUGCAGCGGCGGCGGGGAGCUCCCCGGCAAGGCCCUGGGCUGCGAGCAGGACCGCUGCGCCAAGGACCCCACCCGGCACGACGAGAACAUGAGGCCUUCCGCUCACACGCACCCCGACCGGCUGAAGAGGGGCGACGCCGUGAUGGGCUCCGUGGCCGCGCUGCACGUGGCUUGCAGCUGCCCCUCCCCGGCCCAGCCCGGGAAGCUGCCGGCGUCCUCGGCCUUCCCUCCCCAGCCCGUCCAUUCCAGCAUGUACACCAUCUUCCCGCUGACCAAGGAGCCCGGGAGAGAGCACAAGGUCAUCGCGCCCACCUUCGUGCCUUCCGUCGAGGCUUAUGACGAAAGGGCUGGUCCUAUCCAGAUCGCUUCUCAGGCCCGGGACAACAGCCGCGCGAAGGAGAAGGACGGCCCCAUCGCGGCCCGAGUGGGCGUCCUGCAAGCUCUGCCCGAGAGGGCCCUGGGCGAGGCCUCCCGCAGCCUCUUGCCCCAAGACUUCCCUGUCCACGGGGACGCCAAGCGGAUGGAGGUCCUGCGGGAGAAGGGCUCCGUGAUCCGGGCCAACUCCAUGGCCCUGAAGAAGCAGGCAGCUCCCGAGACCUUCCUGAGCCGUCCCAGGCUCAGCUCCCCGGAAAGCAGGGAGUUCCUCGCCUCGAAAGACUUGCUCAAGCCGGGCCUGGAGGCAGAGCACCGGGCCUGCGAGCGGGACCGGUUUCAAAGAUCUGGCUGCAAAGAGGCAGUGAAGAUCUACGGCACUUUGGACUCUUCCUCCUCCUCCUCCUCCUCUUCCUCCUCCGCUCCCUCCUCUUCUCGGCAGCAUCACGAUCACAGCCAACAACAACUGAAGCUUCCCGAGCAGAAGUGGAAGCCCUUUGAGAUGGGCAACUUCGCCACCACCCAGAUGGCCGUUUUGGCCGCUCAGCACAAUCACGCCAGCCGGGCGGAGGAGGAAGCCAAGAAGGCGUACCUCGACCCCAGCACCCUGCCGCGGUCCUCGGUGGUGGGGCCCCGGAGCGCCGGCGAGAGCCUCCACCCUGCCCCUCACGGCGAGGGGUCCGCCAUGCAGAGCCUCAUCAAGUACAGCGGCAGCUUCGCCAAGGAGGCGCGCCAGGGCAGCGGCAAGAAGAGCCCCUUCGGCGGCCUGGGGAACAUGAAGCUCGACCCCGGCCAGCAGGGCUCGCCCAAGAUCCAGCAGCUGCUGCCGCACCAGGCCGGCAAGCAGCUGAAGAAGGAGCCCGAGCGCCCGGAGAGCGCCAAGUCCUUUGGCCGCGAGAGCAUCGGGCUGCAGGGAGAAGGGGAGGUCCGGCAUCUUCCCGUGGGCAUCGCGGUGGCAGUGGCGCGGCAGAAGGACAACAGCGGCGGCGGCAAGAUGGGCCCUGGCCUGGCGGACCGCGACCGCACCCUCUCUCUGAGCAGUGUCAAAGGACACGGACGCUCGGACGAGGACUGCAGCGAUGACCGGCCACGUCCUCGAGAUGGCCACCUCCUGGCGAGUCGUCUGGAACGAGACCAGGAGAAGCUCCUGAGAGAAAGCAAAGAACUGGCCGAUUUUGCUCGGAUACAUCCCUCCGGCUGUGCCACCAAUGGCUUGAACUCCAACCUCAUGGUGACCGGGGGGCCCCCUCUGACUGGCUCAGGGCGAUGGUCCACGGACCCGGCAUCCCACCUGGUAACCCACCCGUGGUUGCCCAGGACCGGCAGCUCUUCCAUGUGGCUAGCAGGGCACCCCUACGGACUUGGCCACCCUUCCCUGCAUCAAGGCUUGACUCCUGGCUUCCCCCCUAGCAUGGGGGGCGCACUCCCUUCCACGUACCAGUUUGCCAGAGAUCCUCAGUCAGGGCAGCUUGUCAUGAUCCCCAGCGAGCACCUGCCGCACUUUGCAGAGCUGAUGGAUCGUGCGCCGCCUCUCUGGCCCGCCAUGUACCCCCCCACAAGGAGCUCCCUCCAGCAUGCCCACCAGCUGCAGCUCCUCUCUCACCAGCAGCUGAUCCGUCAGCACGAGUUGUACAUCCUCCAGCAGCAAGCUGCCCACACCAUGGAAUUGCACCGCAGUGCCCAGUUGGUGGAGAGGCUCAAGGCCAGCGAGCAGCGGGUGGAGAUGGAGGAGAAGAUGGCAAAACGCUGCCUGGACAGUGCCAAGCCAGGCGUCGCCGCCCCCAGCCCUGCCGUCCUGCACCGGAAGCCCCCCGUCUUGUCCCCCAGCACCCCCGCGCCCGAGAGCAAGGCCAUGAGCCCCCCUCCCCUGUCCCCCAGGGCCUCCCCCGUCUCCGUGCUCAAGGCGGAGGUCAUCCAAAAGAUGGAGGAGCCACCGACGCAGCCGGGCUACGCCUACCCCGCUACGCCCGCCUCCCACCCGUCCAGCCCUCCCCCCGCUUCUCCGCCCCCCGCCCCCUCCCUCCCCCCAAAAGAGGAGGAAGAGGCUGAGAACGUGGAGAAGAAGGAGCUGGAGCUGGAGAAGGAAGCCUCCAGCCCGUACCGGGCCUUGUUCCCAGAAAUUCCGUCGGGAUAUCCAUUCCAGUCCCUCCCAGCGUCCUUCCGAAGACACUACCCGUAUCUCCUUCAGCCCACCGCUGCGUCAGACGCGGACGGCUUGGCCCCCGAUGUCCCGUUACCCUCUGGAGACCCAGAGUGCCUGGCCCUCUCGCCAGAGGUCAAGCCCCUCCACCUGUCCCCAUCCAAAAUCGUCAAGCCCAUCCAGGCGGUGGAGGAGUCGGAGGAGUCGGAGGAGGAGCCGGAGUCUUUGGAAGAGCGGGUGAAGACGGAGGUGGAGAUGGACGAGAACCGAGAGAGCGGCAUCUCCGAACAGGAGAUGCAGGCCCUCAACUUGGCCCCCGCCGUCCCCGUCCCCGUCCAGGAGGUGAAUGGCUGCAACCUCCUCUUGCACCACAGCAAAACCCGGAGUGCUUCGGAGCACGAGGAAGAAGCUUUGCAGGGCUGCCCGCCGGCGUAUCAGGUCAUCACCUGCUCCGUGGAGAUGGAGGCCCAGGUGGAGGCGGCUGGCGGUGCGGACGCUUGUCCUGUCCACACCGACUUCGACGGGGCCUUGCUGCACAGGGACACGGAGCAGGCUGGGGUGACCCUCCUGCCGCCGCCUGAGGAGCCUUCCCUGGCCGCCGAACUGCCUCACAUCAGCUCUCCCCGGGCGAGGGAAUUUCCCAGCAUGCUCCCGGAAGAGGGGGAAGAGGAAGAGGGGGAAGAGCCCGGGCUGGGGACCCCCUGCUAUGGAAACGAGGCCGUCUCCUGCCAAGUCCCGGCCCUGGACAUCAAACCGGACGACCCCCUGGCCGGCAUGAAUGCCUUGGCUGCUGCGGCUGAGCUGCCCCAGGCCUGCCCCUUGCUGACGAGCGGCGGGGUGGCCCAGGAGGCCUUGGUGAACCUGGAGCUGUCCUCCAGCCUGUCUCCCGGGCACACAUUCCUGCAGGGGAUCACGCUGCUGAGCGAAAUUGCGGAGCUGGAGCUGCAGCGGAGGAGGCAGGAAGUGCAAGGUCCGGAGAACUUCCCUGUUCGCCCAACCCUGGAGAGCCUGCUAGCAGCAGGCACGCAGAUGCUGAUGGAAGCCCUCUCGUCCCCCUUCAUGGACAGCCUGAAAAACAUCCGUCUACCUCGAGAGCUGAACCCCAACAAGAAAUACAGCUGGAUGCAGAAGAAAGAUGAACCGAUGUACUCCAUCAAGUCGGCCAUCGAGAACAUGGGUGCGAUGGAGCUGGAUUACAGGCUGAGGUUGGCCGAGCUGCAGCGGAGAUACAAGGAGAAGCAGCGAGAGCUGGUGAAGCUGCAGCGACGGAGGGAUUCCGCGGAAAAGCAUGACGAGAAAAGUAGAAGCUUGGCGAGACGAGGGCCAGGAAGGCCCAGGAAGAGGAAGCAUGGAUCGAGUGCUCUGUCGCCCCCUAAGGAAAGAGGGAAGAGUGACGGCAGGAGUGGAAAGCUGAGCAAGUCCUUACUGCUCUCGGAAGACUCGGAGACGGGUGAAGGGACGCGGAAGAGACACCGGGGCAUCCUCCUGGACGAGGAAGACGAUGUGGAGAGCAGGAGCGGCAAGGGGAAAAGCAGGAAUCGCAACUGGGAUGAGCAGGAUGUGUUGACGAAUUUCUCCAGUGAGUUAAAAAUUAAGAAGAAGAAGCUGGCUUCCGAACAGGAGCAGCUGGUGAGCAAGCUGGACAAGGCCCUGUCCCUCACCAGGCACAAACUGAAGUCUCCUUUUAAGUACGCAGACAGCUCUGUUGGGAGGCAAAAAAAUGGCGGAUGUUAUGGCAGUCGGUACCUGUCACAUCACGAGGCCUUGCUCAGCAAGGACGAAAAGAAGAACUUGGCCAAAACCUUGAGCUUCUCGCUGAAAUCUUCCAAAGAAGGUAAAAACAAAAUGGCCAGCAAGAUGAAGAAGAUGGAAGAGGGUCUAAGAGUCAAGGCUCACUCAAAGGUUUCCGGCUCACCAGCGAUAUCUGAAGUCAGCAGCUAUUCAUAUAAUACAGAAUCUGAGGAAGAUGACGAAUCCCUGAAGGACGAGUGGUCUUCUCAUUCCCCAGCCAGCUCCAGAGUGAGACCCCCUGGCCUCUACAGUGUAGGCGGCAGGAGCACACGAGGCCUCAAGGCCGCCAAGAAGGCCAUCUCCGCCAGUAGGACUCUCAAAUCUAAACUGGCUGCCAGCAGGAAGCAGCCGUUCUGCUUGCUGCCCAGGGAGGCCGAAGCCGGAUCUUCGUUCAGUGACUCUUCGGAGGACUCGUUCGAUCAAGAUUCUAGUUCAGAGGAAGAGGAGGAGGAAGAGGCUGUGGAAGGCUAUGGAACAGGCGGCCAUGAGAGGUUGUCUCCUCCUGCGUUGGACGAGAGUGGCUUGGGUCUCCUUGCGAGGUUUGCGGCCAGCGCAAUGCCGAGUCCCAUCAUCCCACCUUCCCUUUCCAUCGUUCAGCUGGAGGCCAAACAGAAAGCCAAGAAGAAGGAGGAGAGGCAGAGCUUGAUGGGGACAGAAUUUGAGUACACGGACUCGGAGAGCGAAGUGAAGAUCCGAAAGAAGUCUCCGUCCGGACUGCUGCGUGGGAAGAAGGGUCUGCUUGAACAGAGCAGUACAGCAGCGGUGCACCCAGCGAACGCCAUGGACGUGCCCUCCGUGGGGAACGCGGACAAGGCCAAGAUGGCUCCCGAGAAGAGCCGCAGGCUGAAGAAGCUCAAGUCGCCGAAGGACCUGAGCUUCGAGUUCGGGCUGGAGGUGAGCGACGACGACCCCUGGAAUCGGCGGAGGAGUGAGCGGAUCUUUCUUCACGACGCCACCAUGUCUUCGGCCGUGCUGUCCUCCUCCGCGCCAGCCAGCUCCAGCACCACUUCCAAGUCCGGGCGCAGCGUGAAGGGGACAUCCCUGAGUCCCAAGAAAGAUGGGACCAAGGGGAAGGAGAGGAAGGAACUCAGCAAGAAGAAGAAAAAUAAAGAAGCCGCAUUUUGCUCCUCCUCCUCUUCCUCCUCCUCCUCCUCUUCCUCCUCCUCCCUCUCUCCACCGGGCAUAGUCAGCUCUACUCCUGACAUCCGAACCAGCCUGGCAGGCUCUCUGGGCUCCAGCAAGAAGAGCAAAAGCAAGGCCAAAGCCAAAGAGGUGAAAAAAGAGAGCCGAGGGAAGGGAGGGGCCGUCAGCAAGCUCAUGGAGAGCAUGGCCGCCGAGGAAGAUUUCGAACCCAACCAGGACAGCAGCUUCUCCGAGGACGAGAACGUGCCAUUGAACGUGCUUGUGGAGAGGCCACUUACGCCAGCCCCUCGUUCCUGCAUCAUUGACAAAGACGAGCUGAAGGACGGCCUCAGAGUCCUCAUCCCCAUGGACGACAAGCUGCUGUAUGCCGGGCAUGUGCAGACCGUCCAUUCUCCCGACAUAUACCGAGUUGUAGUGGAGGGAGAGCGAGGGAAUCGCCCCCAUAUUUAUUGCCUGGAGCAGCUGCUGCAGGAGGCGAUCAUCGAUGUGAAGCCCCCUUCGGUGCGCUUCCUCCCCGAGGGCACGAGGAUUGCCGCUUAUUGGAGCCAACAGUACCGCUGCCUCUAUCCCGGGACCGUGGUCCGAGGGGCCCAUGAUCAGGACGACAACGGGGACUUGAUCACGGUGGAGUUCGACGACGGUGACACUGGAAGGAUUCCCUUGUCCCACAUCCGGCUUCUUCCCACUGAUUACAAGAUCCAGUGUGCCGAGCCCUCUCCCGCCCUGCUGGUGCCCAGCACAAAGCGCCGCAGCCGCAAGUCCAGCAAGGACCCCGGAGAAGGGAAGGAGGGGACCGGAACGGGGGCGGAAGAGCCGGCGGCGAAAGGCAAAGGGCGUGGGAGGAAACCGAGCACCAAGCAGAAAGCCGAAGAAAACGCCCCCCCAGAGCAGACAAGCGACACGCCAGCGAGCUCGCCCCUCGUCCCAGAAAAGCCCCUUUGCAAGCAAGCCGUGAAGGGCUCCAAGAAAGCACAGCCACACGUCCCCGCCCGGAACUCACCGGCGCCGGCAGAGGAGAAGCAUCAUGGCAAAGGCGGCAAGGUGAAGCUCUCUGCCAAACUGCACAGCCCGGCCCAGUCCGCCUUCCAGUCCCAGGUGUUCAGUGGUGCCCGCGGGAACGAGCCGUACACCGAGCUGCCGGGUGUCCUGCCAGCCUUCGCCCCUUCUGAGAGCCCCUCUGGCAAGGCCAAAUCCAAGAAAGGGAAGUCUGCCGAGGAGUCCCCAGAAUUUGGCUCGACGGCCAAGGCUCAGAGGAAGAUCCCCGACAGCGAAAUCCUGAUCAAGCUGGACCACGAGGGCGUCAUGUCCCCCAAAACCAAGAAGACGAAGGAGGCCAUGCGGAUGCUGGGGGAUUCCAGUCUGGCCGGGAGGAGGGAGGCCAAGAACAUCUUGGGACUGAGCUACAGCGCCAUCUCCAACACAGACGCCAAGCAGAAGCCUUCCAGGAGCAAGGCGGCCAGUGGGGAGCCUGCAGCUCCCAGCUUCGGAGGCAAGUUUGGGGGCUCUGGAGAGAAGGCGGCUCCUGCAAAGGAUGAAGAGGAUCAAGGGCAGUCUGCCCCGGCAGGAGACGAGUCCGAAAGCAACAGCAGCGGCAGCAGUUCAGAGUCCGAAGGAGAAGAAGAAGCCGAGAAGAACGGAGGAGGAGCCCAAGACAGCAGCUCAGCCAGUUCGCGGGCAUCCACGCCCAUGUCCUCCUCCAAUUCCUCCUCCUCCUCUUCCUCCAGCAGCAGCAGUUCCUCCUCCUCUUCCUCCUCCUCCUCCUCCUCCUCCUCCACCACCUCCUCCUCCAGCUCCAGCUCUUCCUCCUCCUCCUCCUCCUCCUCCACCACCGACGAGGACUCGUCCUGCAGUUCGGAUGAUGACGAGGCCGAGUCCCAGCCCGGUGCCUCGUCCGCCCAGCAGGCCCUCCCGCCUAAGCCGGCCAAGCAGUCGGGGAAGCCGCGCGCCGCCUCGCACCCCCAGGGCCCCAAGCUGGGGCAGCCGCCGCAGAAGCAGCAGCAGAGCAAGAACCGGCCCAAGAAGCGCGAGGGCAUCCACCUGCCCACCACCAAGGAGCUGGCCAAGCGCCAGCGGCUGCCUUCUGUGGAGAACAGGCCCAAGAUCGCCGCCUUCCUGCCCGCGCGGCAGCUGUGGAAGUGGUUCGGAAAGCCCACCCAGAGGCGCGGAAUGAAGGGGAAAGCCCGCAAGCUCUUCUACAAGGCCAUCGUCCGGGGGAAGGAGAUCAUCCGCAUCGGGGACUGUGCCGUCUUCCUGUCGGCCGGCCGGCCCAACCUGCCCUACAUUGGACGGAUCCAGAGCAUGUGGGAAUCCUGGGGGAACAACAUGGUGGUCCGAGUGAAAUGGUUCUACCACCCAGAAGAAACCAACCCCGGCAAGAAGCUCAACGAAGGCAAGCGCUGGGAUCAGAAAUCCAGCAGAAGCCUUUCCACCGCUCUCCAGGCUUCCAGCCAGAGGAAGGACUUCAUGGAGCGGGCGCUGUACCAGUCUUCCCACGUGGAUGAGAAUGACGUCCAGACAAUCUCCCACAAGUGUCUGGUGGUUGACCUGGAGCAAUAUGAGCAGAUGCUGAAAACCAAGAAGUACCAAGACAGUGAAGACUUAUACUACCUAGCAGGCACCUAUGAACCCACCACAGGCAUGAUAUUCAAUACGGAGGGGGUACCCGUCAUCUGCUAGCAGGUGCCGCCGCUGCCACUGCCAAAAAAGGGAAGGUUGGGGGGCAUCCGCACUCCCAAAUCAUUCUGAUCAAGUCGUCCCUCCUCUCUGUGGACGGACGGAGAGGAAGAGGAAGAAGAAUGGGACAAAAGAAAGUAUGUGCCUGCUUCAACGACAGUGUGAUUGUUUAAUGCUCCAUCGCAGCAUUUUGAAAAACAGAGAGAGGUUUCUCCAAGAUGUUUUCUGAGAUCAGUUCUGAGAUGGAUCCAACCGCUUGGCUUUUGCACAAGAAGGGAGAUCGGUUUUUUUAGAAACACGACAAAAACGUUGCAGACCUAGGCAGGAGUUUCUUCCCUGCCCUUGGGAAACUGGUUUUGCUUUGGGGUGUGGUGCCACAUCAGUGUCGAACUGCAGGCCCUACCCUCUUUUUGGUUCAACCUUUCAUAGGAUAUUUCUAGAUGCCAACAUUUUCUGGACGUGGCAUUCUUUCGCCUUCGUUCCGGCCCCUCAUGCAUCCUUCCUCACCAGCUGCACAUAAAACUUGUGGAAGAACCCGGGGCUAAGGAGACCCCUGAAUUAGCACCACUCCGUGCUUUUGAUUGCUUUUCUUGUCUCGAAGGCCUGAUCUUUUUUUUCCGGCAGAGAACUCAUGCAAGGAGAUGGCUCUGGAAGCCACCACUGAAAAGGGUACUGCACAAAGAGAUGUUGACCAACAGCCCUCUCUGGGUAUGGGGCCUAAGCAAACAGACAGAAGAGAUGAGACGUUCUCCUGUUUUUGCCAAGCCCUUCCGAACACUUGGGAUUGUGAGGGGAGGCGGUUUUUAUUCUAAGCAGAUGCCAUUGAACAAAAACAUUUCCUUCCCCAUGUAAGUUGAAUGUAAAUGACGAGUUCUGCUUAGAAGCCACGGGAUUCUCCGCCAUCAGUGCUUUCCUAAAGACAGAACAGUUUUGGGAAGGGGGAGCCUGCUUGGGAGGUAUGUGGAUGGCUGGUUGCUGCUCCCGCUGCGGGAACCCAACGGACACUUUAGAACGAACCCAGCAGCAUCCGCACCCAGCAGAGCAUCCUCGGUUGACUUCUGGAUGUCAGACAGGACAAAAUGCUCACACCUGCCUCUGCUUCUCUUCUCCCCACCAGCACCACUCAUAAAACUUUGGGAGAAGACAGCACUUGUGGAAUCCUUGCACCCGUGCAGGAAUUGCGGGUGGCGGGGUCGGGGAGCGCCGCGGUAGUAAGGACAGCUGCCGCUGCUCCAGCCUUUUCUGCCUCUCCAGAUGUUUGUCGGUCUGUCCCUCGAUCCGCUGCCGCCGUUUCCACCGGCCCAGAGGGCCGUGACUUCUGUUUCUUCCCAUUUCAAGGCAGGGAGAAUUUCCAAAUGUGGGCGAGCCGGCGAGAGAGGCGGCUCGACGGGGUGCAGCAGGGGUGUGGAGGUCACGGCGGAUGCGGCCUAGACAGUGUUUUUGCACUUAAGAACAAAAUCAUACACUACAAAACUGAGACAACAUGAUUGUUUCUGCCCCGAACAGACUGUACCAUUCCAGCACUACACUGCAGGGGGGGAUUCUUGAUGGACAGAUUUUUGUUAUCUGCUGUGAUACGUAUGGAGUACUAAAGAGACCAGGAGAAAGACGACUCCUUUGACAACCCUUUGCCACCUUCUUUUAAAGAACCACAGUGGUGCUGACCUGUACUGCCCAUUUUCUCCAGCCCCAGUUCACUGCUUGUGAAGAUUUUAGUGGAUGAAAUUUCUAAAAAACACACCACAACUCUGUACAGUUUUAAUGUACCAAGUAGUCCUUUCCCCCUGUACCAUAAACCUCUUUAAAGACAAUGAACACACACACACACACACACACACACUAAAAAAAAAGACAAAGGAAAAAGAAAAGCAAAAUGGAUUCAACUUUUUAAUUCUAAAUAUAAAAUAUAAAUAUAUAAAUAUAUAUAAAUAUAUAAACUUUUUUAAAAAAACUGUGAAAAAAAUAUGAAAUUAUAAAAGUAAACACAGUCUGACAUGUAGGCUCUUAUUUUUUAAUUUCCUGUUGGAUUGUGACUGUCAAAAGUGAACACACAGGGGAACAGGCAAUCCAGACCUUACCUACAUACAAACUGUGUACUGUGCGUGUAGAAGGAACUUACAUGAGCAAAUGUUUAAAGAGACACAGAGAGAGAGAGAGAGAAUUUAUGCUAAUGUUAAAUAGAAAGCACUUAACUGCCCAUUGCCUUCUAUGGAACACAAGGAUUUUCUGCAGACAAUCGAGAGGAAAGGAGCCAGGUUUUUCCCCCCCUUUCCCCCCUGUGUUGUUAUGUUUUUUAUGUUUUCAAUUCCCCCCUCCUUUUUUUUUUUUUUUUUUUGCAUUCUGUUUGUUGCCGAAUUAUGUGUGAUCCUUUUUCAUAAAAAAAAAAUGGAUUGAAAAGAAACAACUGGAAUUCUGCCUUUCUUUGCUUGACUUCUUACUGCUCUGCUGGCACGCUGGCUCCCGAGACCAACCCACGAACCCCGUUGCCCUCGAGACCUUUGCGUCUUUCCCGGGGGGGGCGGCAUCCCCCAAACCGUAUGUGGCCGAGGGAGAUAAUCGCAGCUCCACGCCUCUUUGUUCCUCCCUUCUCCAAGAAACCUUCCCACCCAAAGAAUUCGUGCUCGAAGAUGGAGCUCAUAUACCCACAA